Messenger RNA from Paramormyrops kingsleyae, 3478 nucleotides. RefSeq names its product gem (nuclear organelle) associated protein 4 (gene gemin4). Gene Ontology annotation, cellular component: SMN complex. Lineage: Eukaryota; Metazoa; Chordata; Actinopteri; Osteoglossiformes; Mormyridae. Gene Ontology annotation, biological process: rRNA processing; spliceosomal snRNP assembly. The record is from RefSeq and is a predicted model, not a curated record.
AGGUCAGAAAUAACCGCGGCGUGUCUGUCUUACGUCCCGCCGGUUAGCGGGAAGGGGGUUUAUGUUACCUCGUUGGUUUUCGUGCGCUGGUGACUUAUCGAUGGUAUAUCAGCACGGAGCCAGUGAAAUAUGAGUUUUGUUCGGUAUCUUUCGGAGCCGUUUGCUUGUUUCUGAGAACCAUGGAUCACGAGAACUGGAUAAGCUGUGAGAAGACAGCCGUGCUGCAGGGUGGAUUUCUGCUGGCCGGGCAGCUCUGCCAGCCGCGCUCGCUGGCGGACCUGGAGAAGGGCGAUUGGAGCCGGGUGGAGCAGCCUGUGCUGCGGGCAGUGGCGGAAGUCUGCGGGGGCGCUAGGGCUGGGACUCCGGACAGUGCUCACUGGAAAAAAAAGAUUAUAUGUAUUUUGUGGAGCAAGCUCCUGGGGCAGGAGAACGGAGUGGACAUUGACGCAAGGUGGCGGGAAGACCCUCUAUUCCCAGCACAGGAGGUUUUUCCCAGUAUAAGCCGGGCAGUGCUGUUCCAGUUGGUCCAGGCAAUGGGCUGUUCUGGGGUAUAUACCGAGCUGCUGAAGUGCUUCCCCGCGCCGCUCCUGUGUGUAGAGCUCAGCAGGCUGCUCGAGCACCUCAGACGGGACAGCUCUCCGCAGGACGCCCAGCUCCUGCUGGAGGUGUGGUGGGAGCUGUGGAAAGACAAGCGUCACAGUCUGCAGAGUCUGGACCGGGCUUUUGCCGCCCAGUGUGCCCGAUACAGCAGCCCCUCCAGCGAGCUCCCGUGUCAGGCUCCCAAGCGGCUGAAAACGGACCCAGACGCGCCUCGCCCUGCCACCUGUGUGCCGUCACUGCUCUUCCAGGCACUGAGGGAAAUAGAGAGCCACGUGAACUCGCCCGGUCUGACCUGCUUUGCCCUCUCCAACUGCCUGGACACUCUGUACUCGUCGUUCUUAUUGGAACAUGCCACCUACACCAAGGGCACUGAUCUGCACAGUCUCGCUUGGGAGGUCCGUCUGAGGGAGGAAUACAGUCGGGCAGCCGGUCCUCGGCUGGAGGAGAUCAUCAGAGAAGCUCAGAGAGACCAGGCUGCUGGCCGGAGCCGCUCGCCUUUCCAUCUGGAGGACAUGUCCCUUCUGCAGGGCCUGCGGGCCACAUGCUCCCUCGCCCAGGCCUGGCGGAGUCGAGGGCUGCUGAAAAUUCCAGACGCGGAGGUGCUGGGCUCGGUCACCCUGAGGCUCAAACGAAGCCUGCUGCUCGUGAUCCGUGCCUUGGAGGAUCUGCUGGGGUCUGGUGGGUUAAUGGAAGCCGAGAGGCAUGACGUGAGUGACCUGAAAGACCAGCUGAAGGACCUGGAGGUGCUGGCUCUCCCUGAUCCACAAUGCACUUCUGCAGAGAUGGCUCGCGUUGCCAUGGCAAUCAUCGACCAUCGGCUAGAGGGACAUGAGGAUGUGGCUCUCAGGUUUGCUUCGGAGCUGGACUGGGCUUCCAGCGGGACAGAGUGGAUCAGCUGCCUGGAGAGAAACAAAGAGGUGUUUCAGCACAAAGACCUGGUUCUGAAGCUGCUCUCCACCCUUGCUGUGAUGUGCCAGCUGGAGGCUGAUGUCCUGCAGUGUAAGAAGCUGCAGUCCAUCAUCGCCGACGUCUUCUCGGAGCUUCCGCUGCUUUGCAAGAAUGAGACGCUCGUGGCGGUGUUGGCAUCUUGGGGACCAGGGGGGCUCCGCGGCUUCCUGCCCCAGGCGCUGUCCGAGGGCUUUGCUGAGGAGCUCAACCUGGCCUUCAACAGCAUCAUUCAGAGCAGGGCGGAAGGCAGCAUGGGCCCCGCCGUGUCCGCCGUGGCCCGUGUAGCGCUCCAGGACCCUCAGGCCACCUUGCGGCGCUGUUGCCACUUGGCCGUGGUGAACCUGGGGGCCCAUUCUCUACUGGCCCAAAUCCUCCAGCAGCUGCCAGGGCUCUGCUACCCCCAACCCGGGGCGGGGGCUCCGACUGGGGAGAGCCUGCUGUGUGGCUGCCUGCGGGACGCCGUGUGGGAGAAGCUGUCCUCCUCCAAAGAGGAGGAGCAAUUCCUGCAUUUCGUUUCUGCCUUAAUGGAUCCAGUCGCACUGCCGCAGGAAGCAGCGGUGGAGCCCUUGCUGGCUCCUGAGGAGGUUCUGCGUACCUUUGUCCUGCCUUGCUUAUCACCCUCGUCUUCCUGGAGGCUGGAACUCUGCCUGCAGCUGCUUCUUGCGGCCCUGAAGUUGGCGUGUCGACCCAGGGUGACGCACUGGGUGAUGAGCUGCUCCCCUUUCCCCCUCCUUUUCACUCUUGGCCGGCUUCUGGAUGACAGCUGCAGGUGCUGGGAGGAGCCAGCAGAUGGCAGCCUUCGCACAUCCAUGGAGACCAAAGAGCUGCUGAUCCAGGCUUUGAAUGUGCUGGCAGAGCUGGUGGGCCAGGAGGUGGCCGCCGCCCCCGACUCCUGGUCCAGGGCCCUCUUUUGGCUCUACAGAAAAGCAGAAACCCUGGACUGGACAGUGCGCCUCCGCUUCCGGCCCGUGUGGGGGGCACACUUCAAAAACGAGGUGCCAAAGUCACUGCUGGAUGUGUGUGAGCUGCCAGAGCAGGACUGGUGUCCCCUGAAGAUGCCCCAGUAUGGACCGGGGACGGGGCUGCUGGCCUGGGCCGAGUGCUGCUGCUACUCCGACUCGAUGCAGGAGAAGCUUCUGAGCUGGCUGAGCCUGAACCAGAGCCAGGCGGAGGACGUCCGCAUGUUCAGCAAGGGGCUGAUGGUGGUGCUGACGCAGGUGCUGCCCUGCUGCACCAUGGCGGAGUGGGCCAGGCUGCUGGGGGCCGUGCGCGCCCUGCUGGUCUCGGGCCGGCUCUAUGUCCCCUACUCGCUGGAGUACGUCGACUUCCUGCCGCUGCUGGACCUGCGGCCGCUGGCCACCGAGCUGCGCCUCUCCGUGCUGCUCUUGCGUGUUUUCCAGCUGCUCUGCGGCCCCAGCUGCGCAGCCUGGCUGUCUGCGGGGGGUGCGGCGCACGUAGGCCGCCUGUACGCCGUCGCCGUGCGGGGCAUGGCGUCCUCGCUGCUGGAGAAGCUGCCGGCUGCCACGGCCGGUGACUGCGGUGACAGUGCAGCGGCGCUCCUGUUCGCUCUGACCCAGGUGUUCUGCCACACGCUGCACGUGCAGGUGAUGCUCCCGGGCCCGGCCGAGUCGCUGUGCCUCUGCGCCCUGGAACUUGUCACGCAGUGCCAGGCCGUGCUGGCCGCCCACCCCAGCUCCAGCUCCGCCCUGCAGAGGGACGACAUGCGGCACUUCCUGACAUCCAUCGCUAACAAUGUGCAGAGUGUGGAGAUGAGGACUGCGCUCUGCCAGAAGAUUGCUCAGCUAUGAAGGCACUCGGUAGAAAGAACCAUGAAUUUAAAAAAAAAAUCUGCACAUAAAAUUAAGUUUUGUGGUUAUGUUAAAUUGAGCUGUGGCUGAACCUUUACAGUAAAGAUGGAAAGGAAAAAGGC